UGUUUCUGUUCCAGAACAUGGAGGUUGGAGAUGAAAGUGGCCAUCUGUGAGAUUCUGCUGCUUUAAUGAGACAAACUGCCCUCAAAGUCUCAGUUUGGAGUUCCUCUGCUGCGAGGCGCUCACAGAUGGACGAGUCAGAGUUUCUCAUCAGGGUUGUGCAGAACCGGGCCUCUCUCCAGAACCGGCAGCUUUCGUUCAUCUCAUCGUCCUGCUGAAGAAUGAGGCUCAGAGCAGAUCAGGACGUUUUCAUCGAGGUAACAGGUGAAGCAGCUGAACACGGCUGCAUGAUUACACCUCAUCCACGCCGAGUUAGUCCUGACAGAGCAGACUGAUCGGAGGGAAAAAUACAAAUCUGAUGUUUAACGUCCUGCCUGGUUGGUCCAGAAGAAAGCAGGCAGAGAAUCAGACCUUCAGCUGGAACAACAGGAGGAGAACAAAGAGCAGUCCAGCAGCAGGAUGAGUCCAGGAUGCAUGGACAGAAAACAGAGUGGGGGGGAUGAACACGGCUCCAGGGUUACGCUCAGGCCUCCCACGGUGAUAGGCCAGUUCCACACCUUGUUCUUCGGAUCCGUCCGGAUGUUCUUCCUGGGCGUUCUGGGAUUCGCCGUCUACGGGAAUGAAGCCCUUCACUUCAGCUGCGACCCCGACCGCCGGGAACUCAACCUGUUCUGCUACAACCAGUUCAGACCCAUAACACCUCAGGUGUUUUGGGCGUUACAGCUGGUAACUGUGUUGGUUCCUGGAGCAGUGUUUCAUCUUUACGCUGCCUGUAAGAACACCGACCAAGAGGAGAUCCUGGACCGACCCAUCUACACAGUCUUCUACAUAAUUUCUGUUCUUCUGCGCAUCAUUCUGGAAAUCAUCGCCUUCUGGCUGCAGAGCCACCUCUUCGGCUUCCAGGUUCAUGCCCUGUACGUGUGUGACGCCAGCUCUUUGGAAAAGGCUUUUAAUGUGACUAAAUGCAUGGUACCAGAACACUUUGAAAAGACCAUCUUCCUCAGCGCCAUGUACACCUUCACCGUCAUCACCAUACUUCUGUGCAUCGCGGAGAUAUUUGAGAUCCUCUGCCGGCGGCUCGGUUAUCUCAACAACCAGUGACACAAAUGAACAAACGGAGAGUGGAAACGUUUGACACGAUCACUGUCGGAGUUCACUGGAAUCAGUGUUAGCAAAACUUUUAUAAAACAAGUUAACACAAGAGCCCAAUCUCACCUGUGGUAUGAUAAUGACGACAGGCACCAAGACAAAAGCAACCACUUGGAGACAUUCCUGGUGUUUGUUGUCUUUCGGCAUAAACGGAACAUCCCUGGUUGUGUUUUAGAAGUCAGCAGGUCCAUCCUGGCUGGGUCCAAAGGUGUUGUUUGGACAGAUGGAACGGUUAGAGAACUUCUACCUGCUCCUGAGUUGUUUAAAAAUGACUCAUACAAUUCCGUUUUUUUUAUUUACAGAAAAAACUAAACAUCGGGUAUCAGCUUCCUGGUUCAACUAAACAUUUUGACUUUUCUUGGAAAAAUAUGGAAUUGAAGCCCAAUUUGUUGCAAAUGUAAUGGUUCUGAACAGCAAGGGGGUCACUAAAACCUAUUUUUGGGAAUCAAAUCUCCAGUAGUUAGUGAGUGAAAAACUAUGAAAAGAUUUGGAAAGCCUUAAUUUAAAGACUAUCUUUAAACAAUAUGAAUUGGUGGUUAGACCUGACGAGGGGAUCACAGAGCAUGGAACACUGUGAGGGUCUUUCCAGGACAACUGAACAUUUGGCACCAAUGGUCUUUGUUCUUUCAUGUGAAGCAGUCAUUGAUUGAUGGAGCAGCUGGAGCCUGAACCAACCUUCACCACCAAUCUAACAUAAAAGGAAUCAAACAAGUUUAAUAUAAAACUAUAUGAGAAAGAAAUCACCCAUAAAAUGUUUGCAAUGAAAUGUGUUCCACUGAAGGUAAAAGAUCUCUUCAAAGACGUAAGUUAUGGAAACAAAACUUUAGAGUUUCAAAAAGGAGGAUCAGAAAGUUAAAAAAUUAUGUGUGGAAAAAAUAAAAUUAACCCCAUUUUAUAAUACUAGAUAUGUCUUUUUUGGGGUACAAAACAGCAAACGAGAAGACUGUGUGUAUUUGUAUAACUGAAUUUAAAUUCAUUGUACCAUAAAAUUAUUUAUCGAUGGAUGAACUGUUGGAAGUUUGAAGCAGGGUGAUUGUUUGAAAAGAUAUUUGAACAACAGCUGCUUCCUCACAAUAUUCAAGGUGAGUCGAAAGUGGUCUCAGCUUGUAGUUCUGAUUAGUUUUUAACAAGUUUGGACAAACCCAGAUUGGAAAAUUGGGGGUCUUUGUGAUUCAAGGUGUUCCUGCUCUGACAAACAAGGAAGGAAAGUUCAUUCUGAGGUUUUGUUCAGGUCUGAUUAGGUGUUUUCCUCUUCUUUUUUAUUUAGGUUUGAAUAUUUUAUGUAAUUUUGCUUCUGACGUCAGUGUUAUUAGAAAAUGAUUACCUCUUCUGUUUUUCUUUUUUUUUUAAUCAGACAUCCAUCCAGCUUUUCUUGGGACGUUUUCAGCUAUCUGUUUAUCACCUCAGGUUCUACAUUCAUUAGCAGACAGAAGUGAAUAAACCCUUCUUUUAUUUCACAUUUUUAUUUUCAGUGGAUCGAUCCAAGACCUGGUUCAUCUGUAAAAGGUUUAAAACACAAAUGUCACUCCUGUAAAAUGAGUUUAUCUGCAUUUGUGUGUCUGUAAGAAGAUGGGUUUUCAUUUUGGCAAUAAAUAUUUUGGGCCUCGGCCACAUAAAUUAAAA
Molecule: messenger RNA, 2769 nt
Organism: Austrofundulus limnaeus
Lineage: Eukaryota; Metazoa; Chordata; Actinopteri; Cyprinodontiformes; Rivulidae
Gene: gje1a
Product: gap junction protein epsilon 1a
Exons: 6
Coding region: 457-1098 (213 amino acids)
Biological process (GO): cell-cell signaling
Cellular component (GO): connexin complex
Molecular function (GO): gap junction channel activity
Source: RefSeq, a predicted model, not a curated record